This is a messenger RNA of Antechinus flavipes (yellow-footed antechinus), 3360 nucleotides long. RefSeq names its product family with sequence similarity 204 member A (gene FAM204A). Lineage: Eukaryota; Metazoa; Chordata; Mammalia; Dasyuromorphia; Dasyuridae. The record is from RefSeq and is a predicted model, not a curated record. The transcript is spliced from 8 exons. The coding region runs from base 167 to 874 and encodes 235 amino acids.
GGUCUUGGGCUUGUCACUUUCCCUAAGAGAGAACCCCGAGGUGACGUCUAAGAUCUUUUCCAGCUCUAAGGUUUGAUUAUGAGUUUACCGCAUUCCGAGAAGAGCCUAAUUCGAGUUACAAUGCCAGUAGAAGCAAUUCCUUUGUAUAUAUAAACCUUAAAAGACAAUGUGGAGUGGACUGUUACCUCCUGGAAUGAAUGAAAGUGACAUUGAGUUGAGUUCUGAAGAUGAGACUACAUCAGAAAUCACAGAACUUAGUUCAAACAAAGAUAAGGGAGAUGGUGUGAGAGAAGAGAUUGGGCUCUCUGCUUUCCAUACUGAUGGACCUAAAAGUGGGGCAGAGACAAAUGCAAAAAAUGCUGAUGAAGAAUGUCCAUCUGGAAUUCCUCAAAAUAUGUGGAAUAAGUUUCAAGAGUUACAUAAAAAGCAUACUGAACUGAAAACCUUAACUAUUUCUACAAGCAAAGGGAGUAAAAGAAAACGUCCCAGAAAAGGUAAAUUGAAGAAUAAAGAAAAACCUGACAGUCAACAGUCUUCAAAUGAAGCCCAGUGGAAGGAACUUACUCAGUAUUUUGGAAUAAAUGAUAAAUUUGAACCUCCCAUAAUUAAUACAACUUUUCAGAAGUCAGGCCUUGAAGUACGCAUCGAUGAAUCUGUGGCUGAAGGGGAUUUUGAAAAGGCAGAAGAACUCAGUAAUAGGUUAGCAACUCGAGAGCUUGGGGUAAAAAUUGCCAAAGCUGUUGCAUGUCGCAACUUUGUAAAAGCUAAAAAAGAUGCUGAAACUUCACAGGAGGUUCGAAAAAGGAAGAAACUUGCAUGGGGGUUUGAAGCAAAGAAGAGAUGGGAAACCAAAAGCAACAUGGGAUAUAUGUAACUAGGUCUUCAUCUUUGAAAAACAAAGAACUCUUGGUAUCUUACUGUUUAAAGGGAGCCAGUGAAAUUCGGUACCAGUUAGAAAAAGUAAAUGUCAGAUUAGUGAGUCAGUUACACAUAUUUUUUCAAUCUUUUAAGGUAAUGUAUCUUAUUUUGUUUUAAAAAUUAACUUUUCUUAAUGAAUAUGAGAAUAUAGUUAGGGAAAAAAUAUAAGGAAUGUGAUGUGUACAUACAUCAGUCUUUAAAGUAUUAAUGAAAUCAUUGAUAUAUGGAUAUAAUUGCUAUUGGUUCAUAUUGAAACCUCAGUUUGUACCAUAGAAAAGAGUGUUUUUGAAUUGCUGUGGCCAAAUUUUAUUUUCUGACAGCUUUCUUCCAAGUAUGGUUGGUGUGGUGGUCAGAACUCAUAUUCUCUAUUAGCAAGUCUUGCACAAGCUUACUAUAAUAUCCUUGAAGGAUCACUAAUAUUGGAAAAAUAGAUUUAUGUACAGCAAAAAUUAUUUGCUUUUUACUGUUUGAUGAACAUUUAGCUAUUAAGAUCCAUGUAACUUAAAAUAUUUAUGGUCAUAAACUAUCCUCAUGGGUUUUAUUUUUUAAAUAACGAUUUAAUAGUAAAUCAUAAAUAUAUCUAAGAAGAUAUAACCAUACCAGUCAAGAAACAUUCAGUUUUAAUACAAGUGCUAUUUUGUCUAAAUAUUUUUUCCUAGAAAAUUGGGUUUUCUUUUUUUUCUCAUGGCUGUCUGGUAAAAGUCAAUGAAUAAUUUUAAAUAGCUUUGAGGAUGGAAAGUGUCAUACAGUUUGCUAUGAUUUAAUUCUGUCUGAGAAUAGACAUAGGCUACUCACAUCUCAUUGUCUCUUUUAUUCCUAUGAUUCUUUGAAUUUUAAUGUUUUUCUUAGAUAGCUUAUCAGUCGUGCAAUUUGAUUAUUGAUAAAUAAUUAUUUUAUUAUUAAUUGAAAUACAAUGUUUUAAAUUCUUUAAAUAUAUGGUUUGGAUUAUUUCCAUUCUUUUUUCCUUUUGUUUACACACAAUUAUUUUGGAGAGUGGAAAUCUUGAAAGGUAACCUUACCUGUCAUGACAUAUUAUCUGAAAAUAUGCUAGCAUUGCAGAAUUCUAAAAUGAACAUCAAAAGAGCUUGUUGAGAGCAUAUACGCCAUUCCACAGAGAGGUGUUAUUCUUACAUCAAGUUUUCCAAAAGAAAAGAUCAUAUCACUAUGUUGAUUUCAAUUCUCCGAGGUGGAGAAGAGUUUAUCACCAUUGUCAUCAGCUAAUGUUGUCUUCUGAGACCAAAUAAUCCUAAUUCCUUUGAAUGACUUCCAGUUAUCUAAUCUAAACCAAACCAUCUCAGGGGUUAUACACAGUUCACACUAUGAAAAACCAAACUCACAAUAUUUAUGUGAAUAUAAAUAUAAAUUGAAAGCCAAAUAUACAUGAAAUAUUCAAGGAGAUGGUAUGCAGGUGUGCUUUUAGGAAUAAAAAUCUGACUUUUUAAAAGAUAUGUAUUUUAAUACAUUAUAUCUCAAAAGAUUUUUUUUUAAAUCAUAGACUAUUAGAGCUGAAGAUUUUUGUCAUAUACUAUAGAUAAAAAGCUCAGAGACAUGACGUGACCAAAGCCAUAGAGUCAGUCAGUCAGUAGCAGAACCAGUACUAGAACUAAGGGCUUACUUACUUUACUGCCAGUCCAGUGUUCUUUUAGAUUGCAUGGUAGUUUCUAAUCAGUAUGAUUUUGUUUUUACAUAACUUUUUCUGAACAGUUGUAUAUAGAGAAAUAUAUCUCUACUAUCCAGAGUACUAAGUAUGUUUUUACAUUAUGGGCAUUAAUGUUACUAUUUAUGUUGGGGGGGGGGGGGUUGUUGUUGUUUGAGAUCAUAAAAAUCCUGUUGUCUAUGUAAGGAAUGAUGAUUCAUUGAGAAAAUCAAGUUUCAGAAGAUCUUUUAGACAGUUUUAUAAUUCAUCUUAGAAAAAUAAGAAUCUGAACUGAAUAUCUUAUUGUUUUUCAAUUUCUGUAUUUUUUUUAAUACAUGACAUAUCUCUGAGAAUACAAUUAUAUGCCAUUUAUAGAAUCCCUGUUAUAUUCAAAAUCAUUCUAAAUGUCUAAGAGAGGUGAUAACACAUAUUGUAAUACUAACCAUUGUACAUACCUAUUAUGUAAGAAAAUAUCUAGAAUUUCUAAAGAAAUUUUCUGUAAUAAUAGGUAUUAUUUCUCUGAGUAAUCAGAUACAUUGUUUAAAAAUACAAUUUUCUAGGGGGCUGGAAUGAAAGAUUGCUAUAUUUGAUGUAAUUGAUAUAAUGGAAAGAGGAAUAUCCUAGGCAUCAGAAGACUUGUUUUUAGGAUAGAUUCUACCACACAUUGUCUCUUUGAGCAAAUCAUUUCAAUUUUUCUAGGCUCUAGUUUUUUUUCCUCAUUUAUAAAAUGGGGAUAUUGCCAUCUGAUCUCACUAGAUUGUAAUAAAACACUAAUGAAAAUAUUAAACUUGUGCCAAUGAAAAGUU